Molecule: messenger RNA, 2064 nt
Organism: Manacus vitellinus (golden-collared manakin)
Lineage: Eukaryota; Metazoa; Chordata; Aves; Passeriformes; Pipridae
Gene: ORAI1
Product: ORAI calcium release-activated calcium modulator 1
Biological process (GO): store-operated calcium entry
Cellular component (GO): membrane
Molecular function (GO): store-operated calcium channel activity
Source: RefSeq, a predicted model, not a curated record
CACUCGAUGCAGGCGCUGUCUUGGCGGAAGCUCUUGAGCCGCGCCAAGCUGAAAGCCUCCAGCCGCACCUCCGCGCUGCUCUCCGGAUUUGCCACCGUGGCCAUGGUGGAAGUUCAGCUCGACGCAGAACACGACUACCCUCAAGGGCUCUUGAUAGCCUUCAGUGCCUGCACUACUGUCCUUGUUGCAGUUCACCUUUUUGCACUCAUGAUAAGCACCUGCAUUCUUCCAAACAUAGAGGCUGUCAGCAACGUGCACAAUCUCAACUCUGUCAAGGAAUCUCCUCACGAGCGAAUGCACCGGCACAUCGAGCUCGCGUGGGCAUUUUCUACUGUCAUUGGGACUUUGCUCUUCCUUGCAGAGGUGGUGUUGCUGUGCUGGGUGAAGUUUCUUCCUUUAAAGAAGAAAACUGAUAAUACCCCGCAGGGCAACAGUUCUACCAUCACGUCGGGACAGGCGGCAGCCAUUGCAUCCACAUCUAUUAUGGUGCCCUUUGGAUUGAUUUUCAUUGUGUUUGCAGUCCACUUCUACCGGUCACUGGUGAGCCAUAAAACAGACAGGCAAUUCCAGGAGCUGAAUGAACUUGCUGAAUUUGCACGGCUCCAGGAUCAGCUGGAUCACAGAGGUGAUGCUGUCUCCUCAGCCGUUACCAAUUUUGCCUAAGCCCGUGCUUCAGGAAGAUAACCCCACUGUUCUGCUUCUGCCUUACGUUGACUGCCCUGUGGAUGAACGGGUUGAACUGCUGAUCACUGUUUGAAGAGAGAUUAUAAAUAUUGUUCUAACCCUUUAGAGAAGGAAAAAAAAUGUUCCUUUCGUGCAGUUUUUGCUAUCUGAAGGAAGGGAUGGUGGGGUGUGAUUGCACUGUGCGUGCAGCCCUCCUCCUGUGAACACUGUCUCGCUUAUUUUCUCAUUAAUGCUGAAUGGUGGCCGUAUAAAUACAUGGAAAAUAACAUUGUACAUUUGGGUAUUUACUAGGAAUGGGUAAAGAAGUUGUUGAGUUGUUUUUUUUCUCUGUUUAUUUGAUGUUGGCAUUUACUAGAAGAUACUGCUUGUCCGAUCCAUAUUGCAUGGCAUGAUACAAAUUACUUGGGACAUGCAGCAAUUAGCACUUGGUUUUGGUGCUGGUGCUGCUCUCCCUGGAAAGCCUGACAGAUGGUAGGAGCGAGAGCUUUCCCACCACUUUCCCCAGUAUGUUUUGCUGCCAAGUAAUUAUUACUUUACUGAUUUCUCCAGCGCCUUUUUCCCGUGGCACUUACACAUUUUGUAACUUGCUAAACACCCCGGACUAGUCUUACUGUGAUGUGGUGUGGCCACAUGAGUAGGAAUGAGACUCGACUCUUCCGUGGAAGAAAAUAAAAGCAAUAACUGUUUUUAAAGUUCUCAUGAGCUGGCAAAUAUUAUCUGGAGAGAUAGAUCUGCCUGUUUCUCAUUUAGGAAUCUUUUUUUAAAAAGGAGGAACUAGAUGGAAAUUAUCACUGGAUAAUUUUUUUUUUUGCUUGAAAAUCAGAACCACUGCUGUUUUUUUCCAAGCCAAAGUAGUAAUUAUUUUAUACUUUUAUAUUGAAAAUAUAUUUUUAAUAAAUCCUCAGAUACAAGCAGCAAAAGGUGCUUUCUCUGUGUUGGAUUCCCAAGUAAUUAGCUAUGCCUUGGUCUUCCUUGUUUAGAAAAGUCUUCUUGCUGAAGUGUUAUAUAUUUAAUAACUCAUACAUUUUUCGAUUCCAGAGGAAUCUGGAAGGCAACUAUUCUGGAUGUAUAUUUAUUUAUGAAAGUAGGUUGUUUGUAAUUAAUAUUGGCUGCUUACUUUCAGACACAUCUGUGACAGCAAAGCUACUGUGUCAUUCUUUAUUUCCUCUUAAGGCAAAAACUUCCAUUUGGUCUCCUAGAUAAGAAGUUUGUUCAAGAAAGUUUGCAGCAGUUGUCCUGGGCUGCUUCAGUAAUUGUGGCCAUGUCUAGGAGUGGGAUUUUUUGGAAUACAGUUCUUCCAGGCAGUGGCUCUGGGAUUUAAUAGGUAAAAGCUGUUUUUUGAACACAAACUGAGACAGGUUUCAAGUCUAAGGGAAAAAA